Molecule: messenger RNA, 564 nt
Organism: Oikopleura dioica
Lineage: Eukaryota; Metazoa; Chordata; Appendicularia; Copelata; Oikopleuridae
Source: the annotation of a GenBank genome assembly
AUGUCGAACUGUGGAGUUUGCUUCAUUUUGAAGCAUUAUUUGGACUCAUUUGGACGAGAUGUGGAAUGCGAAAGCUGCGGUACUCUCUGGCGAAUUCCCCUGGAAAACCGAUUUUCAAAUGUCACACAAGAAGAUUCGUACGAAGAAGGGCCAUCCUCACGGCCUCAUUCAAGAGCAUCAUCUGGAGAUUCCUCUGGCUCCUCGAACUAUCAGUCAGGACUUUCAAAUACUUCCGCUCGACGGAAAACUCCUGUUCGUCGAAAAUCUGCUCCGGUAUACGAAGAUAAUGGACGACCACCUAAGCAACUUCUCUGUCCAAAUCCUUGGUGUACUUACCAUAUUGAGGUGAAGAAAAGUGAAAGAGCUUCGGAAGGACUUUUGAAGAGCCACAUCAUCUCGUGCCAAAAGAACAAGGAUGCAAAAAGACGAUACAAGAGCGUGGUGAAAUCUUCGGGCAUGAAAAGUGGCAUCUACGUUCCCUACGAGCAAGAUGCAUUUGAAGAAGCACUCCUGGAUUCUUCAACCCAGCUCGCAAUGAUCAAAAGUGAGCCAGUAGAAAACUGA